This is a messenger RNA of Diatraea saccharalis (sugarcane borer), 2883 nucleotides long. The record is from the annotation of a GenBank genome assembly. Lineage: Eukaryota; Metazoa; Arthropoda; Insecta; Lepidoptera; Crambidae.
AUUGUAAAUUAGACAUUGUCUUUGAACUUUUUUUAUUUGAUCCUGUAAACUACGGACGACGCAAUAAAACUCUUAAUCUCAUAAAUCACAUAAAAUGGAUGAUGAAUGGGAUGACGCUUCUGAGAUGGUAGUGCCUCCUCCGACUACAACCUUCAAUAGCUAUGAAGAUUCAACGAUUGAUGCUGGUCACAGUUUGUCUCGAGGCAGAGGUUUUCAGUCAUUUGAGGACAAUGACUUUGAGAAGGAUGUAAGUAACAGCUUUGGUGAUAGGCGGGGUCGAGGAGGGAGGGGGGGUGGCCGUGGACGCGGGGGACGAGGUGGUCGAGGGGGCAGUCGACCAGACUAUGAAACAAAUGGUGACAGUUACGAUGACAAAGAUAGGGGCGACAGGGGUGAAAGGGGCAGAGGUAGAGGGCGGGGGGGUCGCGGGGGUGGACGCGGUGGCGGUGGCGAUAGAGGCGACAGAGGUGACCGCGACGGUGAUAACCCUGAAGAGGAAGUCGGCGAGGAUGGCGAGCCAAAGAAGCCACCAGUCACAUACGUCCCGCCGGAACCGACGAAUGAUGAGACAGAAAUAUUCAGUAGCACUAUUAGUUCGGGCAUCAACUUCGACAAAUUUGACUGCAUUGCUGUUAAAGUUAGUGGCGAAAAUCCACCACGGCCCGUAGACAGUUUUGAGAGCGCGAAUCUUCGGAAGUAUGUUUUGGACAACAUUCUAAAAUCUGGCUACAAGAAGCCGACGCCUAUACAAAAGCACGCUAUACCCAUUAUAAUGAAUGGGCGGGAUCUCAUGGGCUGCGCACAGACUGGCUCUGGAAAAACUGCGGCCUUCCUACUUCCUAUUAUAAAUGUCCUCUUACAAGAUGUCAGAGAGCUUGUCGUCGGGCCCAAUGGAUGUGCACAACCACAGGUAGUAAUCGUGUCGCCAACACGUGAAUUGACCCUUCAAAUAUUCAAUGAGGCCAGAAAGUUUGCAUACGGGUCUAUAUUAAAGAUAGCAGUUGCGUACGGCGGGACAGCUGUGCGACAUCAAGGAGAUAAUAUUGCUAGGGGCUGUCAUAUACUUGUGGCAACGCCCGGUCGCCUGCAUGACUUCGUGGAGCGCAGUCGAGUAUCAUUCGAUAGUAUCCGGUUCGUAAUAUUAGACGAAGCUGACCGGAUGCUCGAUAUGGGUUUCAUGCCCGCCGUGGAGAAAAUGAUGGAACACCCCACCAUGGUGCCCCCGUCUGACCGUCAAACACUCAUGUUCUCCGCCACAUUCCCUGAAGAUAUUCAGCAUUUAGCGGGUCGGUUUUUGAACAAUUAUUUGUUCGUCGCCGUCGGCAUCGUGGGUGGUGCGAGCACCGAUGUCGAACAGAUCUUCCACGAAGUCAGCAAGUACGAGAAGCAAAAGAUGCUCAAAAAACUAAUUGAAGAAAACGAUGGCAAACGGAUUUUAGUGUUCGUGGAGACUAAGCGAAACGCGGACUUUAUUGCAGCCAUGUUGUCUGAACAACAGAAGCUCACAUCAUCCAUCCAUGGAGACAGAAUGCAGCGAGAGAGGGAAGAAGCUUUACACAAUUUCAAAAGUGGCGGUCAUCUUAUUUUAGUAGCAACAGCUGUAGCAGCUAGAGGACUUGAUAUUAAGAAUGUGGACAUUGUUGUGAAUUACGACCUGCCUAAGAGUAUAGAUGAGUAUGUACAUAGAAUCGGCAGGACUGGUCGUGUUGGGAACAGAGGGAUGGCAGUCUCAUUCUAUGAUUCAGAUCAGGAUGAAGCAUUGAGUGGUGAUCUGGCGAAGAUAUUACGGCAAGCAGAUCAACCUGUGCCAGAUUUCCUGCAGGGUGGCGGCCCAGCCACGUAUAAGGGCAACAAGUAUGGCGGCAGCGACGUGCGGAACUUCAACAACGCCACAUCUGCCGUUGAUCAAGGUCAAGAGCCGGACGAAGAAUGGUAGAGAGAUAAUGACAUUUUGAAGUAUCCAUACAUACACUCGGUGUUUUGACCUUUUAAUUUGUGCAACGUGGUGCGUGUUAUCAUUGGUGCUUAUGCCGUGAAUCCAGUGAAUGUUUUACCUAACCAAUUUAUAAUACACUCUAAUUCAUAACUAACCCUUACGCAGUAACUAUGUCAACUACCAUCAACUUCAUCAAUAUAAGACUGCAACAUCAAAUGUUCGAUUGGUAUUUUAGAUUUUAAGGUGAUAUUUUUAAGGACUAUGUUACCGGUUACCUUUACGUAUUGCAUAAGACCCUUUGGUUCCCCAUUCAUCAUUGUUGUACUUAAGUUUGUUUAAUAUAAGUCUAUUUUUCGUAAUUUAAGGAGCUAUUGAGAUUUUUUCAUUUGUUUAUCGUUUUUGUUCAGGUGUUAAAUCUUCAUUAAGGUAGGGCAAUUGUAGUAAAGUCGGCCCUUUAAAUACAAUGCAAACUGUGAUGUCUUAAUAAUUAAAGUUGCUCAGUUUAAAUUUUAAAAUAGUUUUGUUACUCAUAGGUUUAUCAAGCUGUCUUUUGGAAGUCAGAUAUAAUAUUUUCGUUUACUGUCAAUCUGUCUUUGCUUGUUGAAUCUCAAUUAUUGUACAAAGAUACAAACCUUGUAUAAAACAAAUGUGAACCGCAGAAUUAUUCUAAGAAAUCUUAUUAUAAGACACUAUUUAGGCAGUUUUGCCUAUAGACUCAUUUCCUGUACAAAUUGGAGUAUGUUUUAUAUUAUAAUCUGUGAUGAUUAUUAUAAGUAGAGAUAGAUUUACAUCAUCCUAUGCCAUAGAUAUUGUUUAGUUCAAAAUUAUAGUAUGUAAUUGCAUCAAAAGCAAUGUUACAAUUCGAUUUAAUGAGGUCAAAUGAUUGUAAGACAAUCCCAACUACAGUGAUUUGAUUAAACUUUUUGUUGUUAAUGGUUACUUUAAUU